AGCAGGCCCUUGCGGCCGCCGUUUCCCGGCGUGCCCCGCGCGGCGCCCCCCCAUAAAGAUGGCGGCGGCCGCGGGGCCGGGGCUGUAGGGCCGCGCUGGGCACGGCCUCUUUUGCCUUCACAAUGUUUGGGGACUUAUUUGACGAGGAUUUUUCCUUCAUUUCCAACAAUCACUGGGGAAAAGGGAAGACAUCAAAGCCCAGAGAGUGUGAACCUCCAGCUCCCAGGGAUUUCACCAACCUCAGCGGGAUCAAAAACCAGGGUGGGACCUGCUACCUCAAUUCCCUGCUGCAGACUCUGCUUUUCACACCAGAAUUUAGAGAGGCCUUGUUUUCUCUGGGACCUGAGGAACUCGGCACUCUGGAUGACAACAGGAAACCAGAUGCAAAGGUUCGAAUAAUUCCAUUGCAGCUCCAGAGGUUGUUUGCUCAGCUCCUGCUCUUGGACCAACAGGCUGCAUCCACCACAGACCUCACCGAGAGCUUUGGCUGGAACAGCCAUGAGGAGAUGAGGCAACACGAUGUGCAGGAGUUGAACAGGAUCCUGUUCAGUGCUCUGGAGACCUCCCUGGUGGGGACAUCAGGCCAUGACCUCAUCAACCGACUGUACCACGGGAUUGUUGUCAACCACAUUGUGUGCAAGGAGUGCAAGAAUGUCAGUGAGAGACAGGAAGAUUUCUUAGACCUCACGGUGGCAGUCAAAGGUGUUGCUGGCUUGGAGGAGGCCCUGUGGAACAUGUAUGUGGAAGAAGAAUACUUUGAAAAUGACAACUUGUAUCGGUGUGGAGCCUGUGAUAAACUUGUUGAAGCUUCAAAGUCUGCCAAGCUGCGGAAGCUGCCGCCGUUCCUCACCGUGUCCCUGCUGAGGUUCAACUUCGACUUUGAGAAGUGCGAGAGGUACAAGGAGACGAGCUGCUACACCUUCCCCCUGCACAUCGACCUGAGGCCUUUCUGUGAGCAGCCUGAAAUGGAUGAUUCAGAGUACAUGUAUGAGCUCUUCUCUGUUAUUAUACACAAAGGUGGCUGCUAUGGAGGACACUAUCAUGUUUAUAUCAGAGAUGUGGAUGAAUUAGGAAACUGGCAACUACAGGAAGAAGAGGAAAAGCUGAUUGAGGAUAAGGCUGGAAGAGAUGCUGAAAAUUCCAAAGAGACUGAGAAUCCACUGACAGUCUUAAAAGGGAUUUUAGCAGAGGAAGACUCGAAGCAAAUUCCCGUGGAUCAAUUGGGGCAGAAAUUAUUGGAGAAAAAAGGGGUGUCCUGGAAUAAGAAAUACAGGAAACAAUAUGGAGCGUUAAGAAAGUAUUUGCAGCAUCACCCCCAGGUGUUCCAGCUGAGCCCUGAUGCCAACAAGGUUGGCCUGAAGGAAGCCCACGAGCUCCUGGUGGAGCUGGAUUCUCCAGGCCAAGCUCUGCAGAGCCCUCCUCAGAGCAAUGGUGUCCCCUGGAACUCAGAGAAGAACCCCCCGAGGCCGAGGGCCACCUCUGCUGGUGGCCACUGGUUUGAUCUCAACGAUUCCAAAGUCCAGCCCAUCAAGGAGAAGGAUAUUGAGAAACAAUUCCAGGGUAAAGAGAGUGCCUACAUGCUGUUUUACCGAAAAUCCCAGUUGAAAAGACCUCCUGAAGCACGAGGAAAUCCGAGGUACCAAAUUCCUGAGCACCUCCUGGAUGAAAUGAAUGCUGCUAACACUGAGCUGCAAAAAAAGAGAGCUGAAUGUGACUCAGCCAACAAUGGCAUUGAUUUACAUCUCCAUCUGAGCUCCUGCUACAAAUUCCACAACGGGGCUUUGCAUCCCUCCCUCUCCUGGAAAGAGAGCGUGGUGGAUUUGACUAUUGACAGGAGGAAAACCCUGGGAGACCUUCGCCAGGCAGUUUUCCAGAUGUUGGACUCCUGGGAAGGAGACAUGGUUCUGAGUCUGGCCAAGCCUUUACCAGCAGGAUUACACCUCUACCAGAUGCUUGAUGGAGAUGAGCUGAGCCUGGACGGCGUUGGGGUGGCUGAUGGAACAGACAUCUUUGUGUGGAAUGGGAAAGAGGUGGGAGGCACCAGGGUGCUGGCGGGCGCCGAGCACGAGCCCGUGGUGCUGAACGUGCUGCGCCUGGCCGGGCACAACGAGGGAGGCAAGGGCCAGCACUUCACCGAGGCCCAGCACACCUUCUCCUGCAGCACCAGCCUGGGGGACCUGCACAGAGCCCUGGCUCCCUCGGGGGGAAUCGUCCUCAGGAACAGCUCUGAAGAAGAGAAAGAAGCCAAGAACUGGGAGGUUUUCCGCGAGGAAGACAUGGAGGAAACGAUCCGAAGCGUUGGUCUGAGGGACGGGUGCUCAGUGCUCAUCUUGGACAGCCACGACCAGAGCUUUGUGAACAUUUCCAGUGGCAAUCUGACAGCCUUUACCUGUGACAUCAGCUGGCUCCAAGUGAAGAACUUCUGUGGGGCAGAAGAUGAAGAGAACCAAGUUAAAAUUACUGCCACUAUUGAAACAGUGAUGUCAGAUAUCAAAAUGAAAGCAAUAAGGGAGCUUCACCUGGAGGAGGAACUUGCAAAUGAGAGCUGUCUUAGACCUGUUAGUGGGAAUGGGAAACUUUUGUCUCCAGUGCCUGAGGAUUACACUGUCAAGGAAGCAGAACUGAAGAUGGGAAGCUUGCUUGGGUUGUGCCAUGGGAAAGCUCCAACUUCCACUCAGCUCUUCCUGUACUUUAUGGUUGGGAGCGACCCAAACUCGAGCCCCGAGAUGGAGAUAGUUGUGGAGGAGACUGCCUCUGUCAGAGAGUGUCUCAAUUUAAUGCUGCAGAAAUGUGGAUUAUCAGGUGAUAACUGGCAUUUGAGAAGGCUUGACUGGUGCUAUGAAGCAGGGGAAGCACUAAGUCAGGAAAAUGCCACCCUGAAGGAACUCAAUGUGUGCAGAGGAGACACUUUGGUCAUAACGGAAGGAAAACUUCCAGAAAAGGGUUUCCUGAAAAUUCCCAUCUGGUGGCUCAGGCCUUCAAGCCAUAAGAAACAUGGAGAGAAUGCUCAGGACCAAGUGAAUGGGCUAACCUGCCAGAUGGAAGCUUUGCAGGUGUCUGCUGGGACAGCUUCCCCAGAAGCCACCCACCCAACCAUGGAGCUUUGUUAUGCUGGCAGGAUAGAAAUAGCAGGAGAAGCUUCUCUGGAGGAGCUGAAGCUGCAGGCCCUGACCUUGCCAUGCUGCCAGGAGCAGGUUGUGCCCCUGCCCUCGUUCCUCAGGGCAUGGACAGUGGACAGCAAACGCCCUGGAAAGCUCCUGAGGAACAACAAGCAGAGACUCAAUGACUACAAGUUGGGUGCCAGUGUGGGAAUCUGCAUAGAACCUCUGCAAAAAGAGGAGAAUUUGGGCCCCCAUGAGCUGCUGCUGCGAGUCCAGAUGGGAAUUCCAGGAGAAAGGGACUACUCUGACUGCAGGGAUUUGGUGUGGGACAUCUCCAAGGAAUGCACCACCUGGGCACUGAGGCAGAGAGUGGCCUCUCACUACUGUCUCCCUGUGGAGAAAAUCGAAAUAGCCAAAUACUUCCCGGAGAGAUUCGAGUGGCUGCCAAUAUCCAGCUGGACACAGCAAAUUUCCAAGAGGAAAAGGAGGAAAAAGCAGGAGAGUUUGCAGUCAGCACCUUAUCACCUGAGGGAUGGAGACAUCAUUGGGGUGAAGAACCUUCUCCUUGAUGACACCAAGGACUUCAGCACCGUGAGAGAUGACAUUGGGAAAGAGAAGCAAAGGCAGCUGGCCCUGGAAAAAAAGAAAAGUCGCCAAGCCAGGAGUGUCCAGGAGCCCUUUUUCCUGGAGGAGAAGCUGCCCACAAAGCCCCGGAAACCAGAAGUGGCUCUUUCCAUCAAUGUGGGGGUUUUCAGAUAGCACAGGAGAGGCUUUGCUCACCACAACACACUGUAUCCAUCUACCUACAUGGAGCAGCCAGAGGGGCUUUCCCAAAGUGCCCUCAAGAAUCCCGGAGCCAAACUGGGGGUAGGAUUCAGGAUAACUCGGACUUUUCUCUGCUCUCUCUUGGGGAAGUGCUUUAGUGUCCCUUUCUCCAUGUGGUACCUACUCUCAGGCUGGGUAAAUGCACUUUAUCUAGGAGGAAAUGGAGUAAUAUAUUCAAUAAUAUUGCUGAGUCUUUUGUAUUCUCCCUAAAUGGAUUUUUUUGGGGCAGGUCUGACACGUUGCACCAUCACUACUGAGUUUUAAUCCUGUCAGAAUCAUCUCUCUGUAGAAUUUCUUUUUUUUCCCAUCCCUCAUCACUGAAGUUACUGCCAAUACCAGAAUUUGCUUUUCUCUCUUUAUAUGUAAACCUAAGUCUGUAGGAGCUGGAGCCAGACUUGAGGAAUGAAGGAAACAUGGAAAUCUCUGAACAAAGUGUACAAAACGGGCUGAAAAAAGGGCAAAUUCAGGAUCUGUCAAGAUGUAAAACCCAGAGGGCUUCUGUGACCUGGAACAAGAGUGUGGUACUCUUACAGUUUGAAAUUUCCAGGGCUUUUUUUUGUUGCCACUAAAUUGAAUUUUGCAGUUUCUAGGACUUUUUUGUUGUCCAUAAGUUUCGUUAACAGACAAAACGGUUGGAAAGAAUUGACAGAUCCAAUGUUUUGGUGUUAAGUGGGUUUUACUGUACUCAGGAAAAGGGCUUGUAUUUAUUUUCUGUGCUCUUUUUUCAGAGGAAUUUCCCUCAUUUCUCAUCUUUCCAGUUGUUCUAACACUCUGUUACAUUUGCCAUGUUUCUCUCGGUGUCACAGGGCUGAGGUGGAGCCUCUGUCUGACAUCAGGUUCUGAAGUAUUAAGAUCAAAAGUAAGCCUGAUUAUCCCUAAUUAAUAAUAAUGAGAGGACAAAAUACAAGUUGCUUUUGGGAACUGCAGCAAAUAUUUGACAGUGGAGGAGAUUUUGUAGCAGGAGCUGCCAGUUCAGCAGACUCCUAAAAUUUUACCUAAGGUGGGAUUUUUCCUGUACCUUUUAGAGGUUAAGAAUAUUCUGGUAUUUCAGACAGCUGAAAGAUAAAAACUGACGCUCAGAUAUCAGCAAAAAAGAAGUGAAAAGUGCCACAAAGCACACAAAGCACAUGAUUAGUAUUUAUUUAUUUCUGUGCAUAUCUUUAAAAUUCAACUUCUGUGUUUUUUGGGGGUCGAUCACUCCAGAAGGGGCUCUUUAAUGUCCUUGAAUUCACUUGAAUCCUGAAAUCCUGGUUUCAUGGGUAGGUUUCCUGCCUGAGGUGAGGGCAGCUGAUGCUUUCCUAUCUUGUUUUGUCGCCUUCUUCCAAAUCAAGUGUUCUUGGGAGCCCAUGUUUCCAGGAGGGAUCCAGGUGCUGAUUGGAAAGCUUUGUGUUUCCAGGUGGUUCCACUGCAUUGCACUUCUCUGCUGUCCCUUUAGUGCCUCCAGCUCUUGCUGGAGAGCUGGACUGAGCUCAGCCUUCCCCCUUUGAGAACUCUGCUUUCUCCCGGAGAACACCGAGGUUGGAGAAACUGAAGUGGGAAUUCCAAGAGGGGAUUUUGUGCCUUUGUUCAAGUGUGAUGUAGCAGCACCUGCACUGAACCAAUCUUGGAUUAUUUUUCAUAUUGGCUCAAAAAUGCAUAUUUUUUUUUUUCCUUAAAACUCUCGUGGGUCAUUCCACAAGGAGAGAGUUUGUGGAAAAUGGGGGGGUAGGGAGAGGGAACCCCUUUGGAAAAUGGAGUCUUUGUGAUUCCGUGGGUUAUGAUGGUUAUAUUGCAAAGCCUGGAAAAGCUUUCAUCUUUGUUUUUCAAGUGUUCUUCACAAAAUAAAAUGUCAUUUCUAGAUGCUUA
Pseudopipra pipra is the source of this 5771-nucleotide messenger RNA. RefSeq names its product ubiquitin specific peptidase 40 (gene USP40). Lineage: Eukaryota; Metazoa; Chordata; Aves; Passeriformes; Pipridae. Gene Ontology annotation, biological process: protein deubiquitination. Gene Ontology annotation, molecular function: cysteine-type deubiquitinase activity. The record is from RefSeq and is a predicted model, not a curated record. The transcript has 32 exons. Bases 123 to 3860 code for a protein of 1245 amino acids. Gene Ontology annotation, cellular component: cytosol; nucleus.